UAUCCUGAUCCAUAGUCCAGUCCAGUCAGUGGCGGUAAUGCACCAAUAAGUUAGGUUGCCAACCACCAAUAAAAACCAAAAAAGAAGCAGCGCACAUUCUUUUAACAUGUUUUGCACAGUGCUUUAGAUCUAAAUGUCAUGAUGUGGGAUUUAAUAUAAUGUGGAGAUCACAUCAGAGAGUAUGAAACCUGACUGACACUGGUACACCAUGGAGAAGUUCAGUAUGAGCUUUGGUGGAGGCUCGAGCAAGAAGGAACUGCUGGAAACCAUCGAAGUGCAGAAGAAACAGCUUGUGAAGUAUCAGACACGUUUUAAAGAUGUUGUCAGAGCGUACCAAAGCCUACUUAAGGAAAAAGAGGCGUUGGAAGCCAGCCUGAAGGUUCUGACCAUUUCACAAGAGGUCGAUUUAAGCCAGCGUGGUGAUAACCUGACGUUUGGUGGAGGUUCAGAAAACGCUGAACGACCUUUGCCCUCUGACCUUGGGGAUGACCGAUCUUCACUUCACAGCGAAGACAGCCUGGAUACAGCAGCCUCUGCUGAAACGGCCACUAGCGUGACCAGCAACAGUACUAAAGGAGACCAAAUAGAGGAGGACCAAAGCUGUGCUGUAGAUGGAGCCACCGCUGGGACUAUCGCAAACGCAAUGCCCCAGCAAUCUGAGGAGGCGAGUGGGUCUGAAAGUGGUAUCAGCUCCAGCAGCAGUGGAUGUACGGAGACGCCGCCACCUGCAGCGGACACAGACCGCCGUGUCAUCCAACUAAAGACGCAGCUGUCCACUCUGACCAGUUCCUUAGCCACCGUCACUCAAGAAAAGUCCAGAAUGGAAGCUUCAUUCCAGGCGGACAAGCGCAAGAUGAAGCAGGAACUGGAGGAGCUGCAGGCCAGGAUGGAGGAAGAGCAGAAGCAGCACCAGGUGGAGAUUCAGAGCCUGCAGGAGCAGCUGGCAGAGAGCAAAGCCCGUGUCAUCACCCAGCAGCACGAACGGGAGCAGGAGCAGGGCGAUCAUGCGCUCAUGCUCCGAGAGCUCCAGAAACUCCUGCAGGAGGAGAGGGGACUGAGACAGGAUGCCGAACUCAAACUGGAGGAUUCGCGAGAGGCGUUGGCUGAAGCCAUGCAGGCGGCAGACCGAGGGAUAGAUUAUGAAACGCAGCUGAAAGAGAUCACUCAGGAACGAGAGGAGCUGAGGAAGAGCCUAAAGGCUGCAGCAGUGGAGAAGAGCAAACCUGAUCCACGUGUCGAGGAGCUCCAGCAAGAGAUUGCAGAGCUCAAAGCUCACUUCAACCAGCAACUUCAGCAGGAAAUUAGAAAGGUGGCACAAGCAGAUGAGCGUCUCCGAGAACAGGCACAAAUGGAGGAAGCACGAGUUGCCAGCCUUGAGGAGCGAGUGUCUGAGCUCUCCGAACUACUGGGUGCCUGCGAGAAGGCCAGACAGAAGGACCAACAAAACGCUCAGAGGCUGCGAGAACGCAUCCUUCAACUCGACACUGAGAAUAAAACCCUCGCCAUCGCAGCAGUCAACAGGUCAACGACCUCCGAUCUAAACAUCGAUGACACCAGCUUGAACGUGGACGUGUUAAAGGACAAACUCGAGAAGGUGAAGAAGCUACUCCUCCUGGCUGCGCAAAGAUCUCAAGACCAGAGUCUGGACAUCAAAAGGCUAUUGGAAGGAGAAAAGGACCAGGAAGUCUCAGAGAGCGAGAAGGCUUCAGUGCUUCACUACCAGCAAGAGCUCCGGCAGCUUAGGGAGGAGUUUGAGCGCUACAAAAUGAGGGCGCAGGGUGUUCUGAAAAACAAGAACACAAAAGAUGGCAACCAGGCCAAAGAGUUAGAAGAAGCACGUGACCAGCUGGCCGAGCUGAAGGAGAAGUACAUCAACCUUCGUAUAAUUUCCGACGAAGCGGAAGUCCAGCACAAACGGGACCUGGAGGAGCGGCAACAAGCGCUUGUAGCACUCCAGCAGACCCACAAACAGGAAGUUGAGAGGCUGGAGGCUCAACACAGGGAGAACUUCUUGCGGCUUGAGGAAGAGUUGCACAAACAGAGAGAUCGCACCAUGGCUCUUCUUGCGGAAAAAGACCUUGAGCUGGAGCGACUCCGGGCGGCCACGGUGAUCGGCUUUGGAAGGCAAGCUACAAAUAACAGCACAGCGAUAGAAGGAGGUGACCUAGAGGAAGAUGAUCCAGAACAAGAAGAAAGCGACAUUAUUGCUCAAGCUCUAAAACUAGCUGGGCCCAACGAGCCGACUUUAUUGUUGUACGCCGAACAGCUGGCACGCAAGGAGGUGGAUGUGGCCGCCUUGCGCAAACAAAAGCAUCGUCUAGAGGAAGACUUGCAUCAGCUACAAGGAAAGCUGAUUGCUAAUGGCGAGAGGCAUGAAGAAGAGGUCGCUGAGCUACGGUGUGAGUUGGACAAACGUUUUCGGGACCAGGGGAGAGAUGGGGCCAACCUUGAGUAUCUCAAGAACGUCAUUUAUAGGUUUCUCACGCUCCAUGACACCAGAGGGCGCCAGCAGACGCUCACGGCCAUUUUGACUAUUUUGCACUUUAGUCCUCAAGAGAAACAAGCUGUGCUGAAGCAGCAACACCACAGUUGGUGGACGACAGGGAUGAGGUGAUGCAAACGACUUGAAGAGUGACUUUACGGUUCUAAUGUGCUGAGAUAAAUAUUCAUUUAUUUUUAUUGACCACUUUUUUUGUGUGCAGUGUGAGAAGGUAUAUCAGGAGCAACAAUGUGGAUAUGUUUCCGAUAAUGACAUAUGUACUCCAACUAUUGCAUGACAGGAUACUACACAGUCUAUGAAUGGUUUGAAUCCAGUAUUGGAUCAUGUAACAGUUAACCAGUCAUCCAGAACUUCCCUCCUGUGUGUGCAACAUAAUUAGAUCUUGACACUAUUGUCAUUGAUUUUGUAUAAUAACUGGAGACGUAAAGUAACACUAUUUGGUUAAUUUGAAAGGUUAACAUCUACAGAAGGGGUUGUGCCAAAGAAAAUGUUCUUAAAAAGCUCUAACAGGCUUUUAAGAGGGAAUCUAGCAAGUAAUGCCUUCAGACAACGGCACUUUUCAUAUAUUGUCAUGAGGAACUCCAUGUAUAUAUUUAACACACAAAGCUAAUUCCAGGGUUUUUAUUGGGAAUAUGCAUUAAUUAAAAAAAUAAAAUAUUAACAGUUGCUUUGAGUUUGUAAACCUAUAGCAGUUUGAAUUUUAUCUUAAGAAGGAUGUGAGCUACUUUAACAUCAUGCAGAUUUUUUGGGGAUAUAUUGUAGUUAGCUCUCUUUUUUUCCUGACAGCCUAGGGCAUUUGAUGACUACACUGAUAUUCCUUUAUAUAAGCUGUACAUACAUUAUGCUUUUUUGAGAAAACUAAUUACAGAUCAUUUUCACGCUUAUCUUGGUUUGUCUUAUAAAUUUGAUCAGUCAGAUAAAUGUGUAUUUUCAAU
Sinocyclocheilus rhinocerous is the source of this 3435-nucleotide messenger RNA. RefSeq names its product GRIP and coiled-coil domain-containing protein 1-like. The transcript is spliced from 3 exons. Gene Ontology annotation, cellular component: Golgi apparatus. NCBI's taxonomy places the organism in Eukaryota, Metazoa, Chordata, Actinopteri, Cypriniformes, Cyprinidae. The record is from RefSeq and is a predicted model, not a curated record. Bases 209 to 2614 code for a protein of 801 amino acids.